Gymnodraco acuticeps is the source of this 882-nucleotide messenger RNA. RefSeq lists its product as uncharacterized. The record is from RefSeq and is a predicted model, not a curated record. The transcript has 6 exons. The coding region runs from base 88 to 882 and encodes 264 amino acids. Lineage: Eukaryota; Metazoa; Chordata; Actinopteri; Perciformes; Bathydraconidae. Gene Ontology annotation, molecular function: oxidoreductase activity, acting on metal ions.
CACCGUAGAGGAAGGAGGAUCUGAGGUUUUCUUAGAGGGAUUAAACAGUGAGUUUUAGUAAGGUGUGACAUCUCAACUUCUGGUUUCAUGGUACCGGACCUUGUAAACAAAUAUUUGAAGAUGUGGUUGUGGAUUUUGAUUAGCCUUGAGAUCAUCACAAAGGUGCAUGGGUAUUCAGAUGGUAUAUUCCCAGAGUCGUGUGACUCUAUGUUACCUGUGCAUACAAAUAGAAACGGGAUAUUGUAUAAACCCCAGAGUACUGACCCACCCUUUGAGAUCACAUACGAUCCCGCCCCACAUGGACAACCUAUCACAGUUUAUCUCAAGAGCAAGCAAUCCAAUAAGUUCACAGGAUUUAUGUUGGAGGCUCGAAAGACGCAGGACGUAGUAGGCCCUGCUGUUGGGAAAUUCAUCAUGCUUGAUUCUCGUGAAACUCGACUCCUGUCGUGCCAUAGUUCACUGGACAACGCUGUUAGUCAAAAACUCGGUUCAGAAAAGCGUUUGUUCAAAGUAAACUGGACGUCGCCACAGGAAAAAGACUUGGACUACACUUUUAGAGCCACAUUUCUUCAGUAUUUUGAAACUUUCUGGGAACCAAUGGAUUUAGAUGUCAAGUUGUCAUCACCAACAACAACUUCUAUGCCAUCUACUACAUUGCCAACUACUACAACUCCAAUUACUACAAGUACUACAACGCCAAUUACAACAACUCCAAUUACUACAACGCCAAUUACAACAACUCCAAUUACUACAAGUACUACAACACCAAUUACAACAACUCCAAUUACUACAAGUACUACAACACCAAUUACAACAACUCCAAUUACUACAAGUACUACAACACCAAUUACAACAACUCCAAUUACUACAAGUAAGCAUUGA